AGGAUGGAAUCCAUCAUAAGGAUCAACAAUGCUGCAGACAUCUCUGUUAUUGUUCUCUACUUUUUGGUAGUUCUGGCAGUGGGACUAUGGGCUAUGUACUCCACCAACCGAGGCACAGUGGGGGGGUUUUUCCUGGCUGGACGCAGCAUGGUGUGGUGGCCGAUUGGUGCUUCUCUGUUUGCCAGCAACAUUGGCAGUGGGCACUUUGUGGGAAUAGCAGGAACAGCAGCAGCUGGAGGAAUUGCCAUCGGAGGAUAUGAGUGGAAUGCUCUGAUAUUUGUGGUGGUUCUAGGAUGGAUCUUUGUACCCAUCUACAUCAAGGCUGGGGUGGUGACAAUGCCAGAGUACCUGAGGAAGCGUUUUGGUGGGAAGCGGAUCCAGGUCUACCUGUCAGUCCUGUCCCUGAUCAUUUAUGUUUUCACAAAGAUCUCAGCUGACAUCUUCUCUGGAGCUGUAUUUAUCCAGCUGGCCAUAGGGCUGAAUCUUUAUUUGGCCAUAAUUAUCCUCCUUUCUAUUACUGCUCUUUACACCAUCACCGGUGGCCUGGCAGCUGUGAUUUACACAGACACCCUACAAACAUUCAUCAUGGUAUUGGGAUCCUUUAUUCUCAUGGGAUUUGCAUUUGCUGAGGUAGGAGGGUAUGAGGCUUUCAUGCAGAAGUACAUGGAGGCCAUUCCCUCCAACAUCUCCUAUGGGAACACGGCGGUGGAUCCCGCGUGCUACACCCCCCGCCAGGACGCCUUCCACAUCUUCCGCGACGCCACCAGCGGGGACCUGCCCUGGCCAGGCCUGGUCUUUGGCCUCAGCAUCCUUGCCAUGUGGUACUGGUGCACUGAUCAGGUUAUUGUCCAAAGAUGUCUGUCGGGCAAGAACAUGUCCCAUGUGAAGGCUGGCUGUAUCAUGUGUGGGUACCUCAAACUCCUGCCCAUGUUUAUCAUAGUGAUGCCUGGAAUGAUCAGCCGGAUUCUGUACACAGAUGUGGUGGCUUGUGUUGUGCCUGAAGUCUGUCAGCGCUACUGUGGCACCGCAGUGGGCUGCACAAACAUUGCUUAUCCAAAAAUGGUAGUGGAGCUUAUGCCAAAUGGUCUGCGGGGUCUGAUGCUGGCAGUCAUGCUGGCCUCCCUUAUGAGCUCGCUGACAUCCAUUUUUAACAGUGCCAGUACUUUGUUCACGAUGGACAUUUACACCAAAAUUCGGACGCGGCCGUCAGAGAAGGAGCUGAUGCUGGCGGGCAGGGCAUUUAUGUUACUCUUAAUUGGCAUCAGCAUUGCCUGGGUUCCCGUGGUGCAGUCAGCUCAGAGUGGGCAGCUCUUUGAUUAUAUUCAGUCUGUUACCAGCUACCUGGGACCUCCCAUUGCUGCUGUUUUCCUGCUUGGUAUCUUCUGCAAGCGUGUCAAUGAGCAGGGUGCCUUCUGGGGCCUGAUCAUUGGGCUGCUGGCUGGACUCAGCAGGAUGAUUGCAGAGUUUGCCUAUGGAACCGGCAGCUGUGUGGCCCCUUCCAACUGCCCCUUCAUCAUCUGUGGCAUUCACUACCUUUACUUUGCACUGAUCCUCUUUGGGGUUUCUGCCAUCGUCAUCCUGGCAGUCUCCUUCAUGACCAAGCCCAUUCCUGAUGUACAUCUUUACCGCUUGUGCUGGUCCUUGCGGCACAGCAAAGAAGAACGGAUUGAUCUCGAUGCAGAUGAGGAGCAGGACAGAGCUGAUGAAAAAGAUGCUGAAUCAGUUAAUGAGGAAAACCAGGAGGACCCAGGAUGCUGUAGGAAAGCUUACAACUGGUUCUGUGGCUUGGACCAACAGAAGGGCCCCAAACUGAGCAAGGAGGAAGAAGAGGCACUGAAGAAGAAACUGACAGACACCAGUGAAGUGCCUCUGUGGAGAAACAUUGUGAAUAUCAAUGGCAUCAUCCUCUUGACUGUGGCUGUGUUUUGCCAUGCCUACUUUGCAUAA
Onychostruthus taczanowskii (white-rumped snowfinch) is the source of this 1947-nucleotide messenger RNA. RefSeq names its product solute carrier family 5 member 1 (gene SLC5A1). Gene Ontology annotation, biological process: transmembrane transport; sodium ion transport. Gene Ontology annotation, cellular component: plasma membrane. The transcript is spliced from 15 exons. The record is from RefSeq and is a predicted model, not a curated record. Gene Ontology annotation, molecular function: D-glucose:sodium symporter activity. NCBI's taxonomy places the organism in Eukaryota, Metazoa, Chordata, Aves, Passeriformes, Passeridae. Bases 4 to 1947 code for a protein of 647 amino acids.